This is a messenger RNA of Fomitiporia mediterranea MF3/22, 246 nucleotides long. RefSeq lists its product as uncharacterized. Bases 1 to 246 code for a protein of 81 amino acids. NCBI's taxonomy places the organism in Eukaryota, Fungi, Basidiomycota, Agaricomycetes, Hymenochaetales, Hymenochaetaceae. The record is from RefSeq and is a predicted model, not a curated record. The transcript is spliced from 2 exons.
AUGCAAUGCACGCAUACAAACACCUCUUCACCUGCUGCCCAAAUCAGCUCGUUCACAGCUCCGGAUCUCAACCUCGGUGCACCACUCACACUCGCUGUGUGCGUCCAUCUCCUCAAUAUUAAACAGCAGGAAUGUGCAUUCAUAUUCUUCCUUCGUGAAUGCUAUUUGAAAAAGAACAAGGCAGAGGCCGUGGCAGCUGCAGCUGCACAGGGCGAUGCUGUUGCACAGUAUAACUAUGCUCAAUAA